AUGGAGCUGAAGAAGGACAGCAACUCGGUGUCCAUCGACAUGCUGCUGAUCGUGCACUCGGAGAAGCGGCGCGCCGCACGGGGCACGCACUCGGACCUGCAGGCGGACCCGGGCGCGCUGCUGCAGCGCCGAGGAGGAUUCCAAGGUGUCGGAAAUGGAAUCCGGAAAUGGCAGAAAAUAGAAGCAAAUGAUCUUCAUGGACACCUGGCAGAGAAGCAACACCCUCAGCAGACCCAAGUCAUCACUGCCUAUGACAAUCAAGGGACACAGCUGACUGUGGAGGUCCACCCUCAAGAUGCUGUGCCCCAGCUGCUCAAGAAGUUCUCCUUGGCUAAACGUUUACAAGGCGAUAAAAAUGGAAACACAAGACCCCGGCAGCCUGGAGGGAAAGAUGCCCACGCCUACCCCUGGGACCGGUCCAGUCUGAAAUCCAUGCCCCUGGACCUGCGGCAGUUUGAGGACCUGGAUACCUAUGCCUCACAGGUGACAGUCAAGAGUGGCCUGGACGAGCUGGUCAGCGAUCUGGUUCAGGAGGCCCACAGUGACCUGGAGAGGGUCCGUGCCAUCUGGAUCUGGAUCUGCCACCACAUAGAGUAUGAUGUCAUAGCUGCCCAGGAGAAGGACCGCCAAGCCUUCAAGGUUACCGACAUCCUGCAGACCCAGAAGACCAACUGUGAUGGCUAUGCCGGGCUCUUUGAGAAAAUGUGCAGGAUCGCUGGAGUGCAGUGCAUGACGGUGCCUGGCUACUCCAAGGGCUUUGGCUACCAGAUAGGUCAGAGCUUCUCUGGGGAAUUCGACCAUGCCUGGAAUGCUGUGUACCUGGAGGGGAGAUGGCACCUGGUGGACAGCACCUGGGGCAGCGGCCUGGUGGACAAGACUACCUCCAAAUUCACCUUCCUCUACAAUGAAUUCUACUUCCUCACCCACCCUGCACUGUUCAUUGAGGACCAUUUCCCAGACAACAAGAACUGGCAACUGCUAAAACCUCCUCAGUCCCUGAGGCAGUUUGAGAACGGCAUGUAUCACAAGAGUGAAUUCUACAACAAGGGGAUGCUGAGUGCCCACCCGGAGACCUCCAUUAUCAGAACAGUGAACGGGAGGGCCACGGUCACCAUUGAGAGCUGCACCCCUACGCUCUUCAUGUUCAUGCUCAAUGGCAAGCAGGAGCACGGGCUGCUGAGCCUCAGGGAGAACGGGAUGAAGCUGGAAGUGUACCCCCCAACCAUGGGCACCCACAAUCUGCAAAUCUUUGCCAAAGGCAGCUCUGACAUCUACAGCUCGGUGCUGGAGUACACCCUCAAGUGCAACUUUGUGGACUUUGGGGCCCGACUGCCCGCUGACCUGCACCAGCCCGUGGGCCCCAGCUGGUUCUCGGAGCAGAUGGGCAUCCUGAAGCCCUCGCACCCUGACCCCAUCAUCCACACCAGUGACGGGCGCUGCUCCAUCAGCUUCGGUGUGGAUGAGGGCAUCAGCAUCCUGGCCUCCCUGCACGGGGACGAUGGCCUUAUCACCGAGGAGAUGCAGCGGCGCUACAUCUUCCAGCUGCACCGGGAGAAGCGGACAGAGCUGAAAGUCCAGCUGCCUCAUGCCGGGAAGUUUGCCCUCAAGAUCUUUGUCAAGAAGAGGCAGGAACCAGGCAACUACAUCUUUGUCUUCAAUUACCUCCUGUGCUGCACCAACACCAAGGUGAACUGGCCCAUGUUCCCAGAGAGCUUUGGCAACUGGGGGCAGGACAAUGAGCUGCUGGAGCCUCUGUCAGGCGUGCUUCCUGCCAACCGGAACAUCCCGUUCAAACUGAAGCUUCACGGUAUCGCCAAGGCCCUGGUGAAAGGGCAGGACACAUGGCCCCUGACCCUGAACCGCGAGGGCUACUGGGAGGGCAGCUGCAGCACAGCAGGCUGCCAAGAAGUCUAUGUCAUGGUGCUGGAGAACGCCAACCACAACUUCUAUUCCUACAUCCUCAAGUACAAAGUGAACGCCCAGUGAGGGGCUGCGCUCCCAACCCCCAGCCGCUGCCACACCCUCCCAGAGAGUCAAGGCCAGGCCUGCCCAGGGAGGGCCCCAGGGAAGUGAAAAGAGCCCUGGACACAUCUGAGUCUGCAUGAAAUCACUUCUAAGCCUCUGCCUCAG
This is a messenger RNA of Loxodonta africana (African savanna elephant), 2130 nucleotides long. RefSeq names its product kyphoscoliosis peptidase (gene KY). The record is from RefSeq and is a predicted model, not a curated record. Gene Ontology annotation, biological process: muscle organ development; neuromuscular junction development. The transcript is spliced from 11 exons. Gene Ontology annotation, cellular component: cytoplasm. Bases 1 to 1986 code for a protein of 661 amino acids. NCBI's taxonomy places the organism in Eukaryota, Metazoa, Chordata, Mammalia, Proboscidea, Elephantidae.